AUGGAACCAUGUGUCUGCAAGAUUAUAUCAGCUUUGUAUUGGGUUCUGGCGAUUAUUGAACAAAAUCAAAUAAGUAGUCUGUUUGUUAGUGAAAAGGGUAGUGCUAACAAACGAAAAUAUGAUGCGAACGUUCCACAUGAUGUAAAUACUUGUAUCAAGGAUGAUUGUAAGGGGAACGAAUCGUAA
This is a messenger RNA of Dentiscutata erythropus, 186 nucleotides long. NCBI's taxonomy places the organism in Eukaryota, Fungi, Glomeromycota, Glomeromycetes, Diversisporales, Gigasporaceae. The record is from the annotation of a GenBank genome assembly.